GCAGGUUUAGUGCUCAACACUGAGCCCACAGGCAGUGCGUUGUGUUGCCCUGGUCCAUGUCUGGUUGCAUUAUUCUGUAAAAGAAAUAUGUCCCCGUCCUGAAGGCUGGGUCUCUCUUUGUUCUGAUGCUGAAAUGAUGCUCUUACAUCUCUCAUCAGCCUCUAAGCUGAAAGCUUUUACACAUAAACCUGCGGCGUUUGCUUUCAUUUCGAAAAAAAAGAUGACAACACAGAAAGAGAAGGGAAUGAGAGUUUAAAGAAAGCCCAGCCGUGCAGUUAGCUGAUAACGGCUGAUAAAGGAGAGUUAAUCCUCGCUCUGUGACGGGCCACGGCAUCAGGCGGCCCGAAUGCAAUCCGCUGGCUUUAGCUUACAGUGUGCUGCAUUACAGAGCAUCCCCUGCAUGGCCUUUGUGUUCCACCACAAUGGAACCGCAUCAGAUGGAGUCGAACUGGAAAGUGCUUACUGCCGUGUUUCUGUUUCCAAAGUGAAAUCCUUUCUGAGGACAUUUGACAGUAAUCUGGCUCUUUAAUAGUAUUCCUUUGCUGCAUUGAUGCUCUUAAAGGCCUUGUUUUUAUUGACUGAUUUAUCAUAACUGAAGUGAUUAUUGUGGCAUUUUGUGCUUUAAUUAUUUGUCCCUUCAGGACUUUAAUUGCUCUUUGAUUGAGCGUUCCUGCAACUCCAAACCUCUGCAUCACGCCACAUGAUGCAUGUGCAUACUGCGAGGUAAUGCAAUGGGAAUAAAGACUGUCAGGUUUAUUGUGAGAAGCUGUUUUGAGAAGAGGUGUAUUUGCAGGCUUUAGGACCCAGUUCCUCAGUCUGGGCCUAAACCACACUCCCUCCUGCAGACACUAGCGCAGAGCAGUGCUGCCGCUCAGCUGAUGCACUCACAGCAGACCGAGCCUUGAUGGUGUUUCCUCCGGUCCGUUCGUCAGGGUCCGAUCGUCCACCGUCUGCCCCUUCGUAAAACCUUCUGCUUUACUGAGCCGCAGGAUCCCUGCCGGCUCUCCUCUGGCAGCAGCAGAGGACUGUGGAGAGCUGAGGCUGUGCUGGAUCAGGAGAGGGAUGGUGUGAUUCUGUGAAGAGAGGAAGAGAGACGCUCCGGCAGCAUCAUCUAACCCCCCCACCACACACACCUCUCCUAGACCCCCUUCUGUCUGGCCGACGCUCUCCCCAAUAACACUCCUGCAGUCCAGACAGGCGAGCAGGAAACAUGUCACAGACUAGGAGGAGCACGUACACCCGGACCAGCGGCAGCAGCAGGAUGAGCUCGGACGGGGGCGGGCGGCCCGUCAAAGUGGGCUCCCUGGUGGAGGUGAUUGGGAAGGGGCAGCAGGGCACGGUGGCCUACAUCGGCAACACGCUCUUCGCCUCCGGGAAAUGGGUGGGAGUCAUCCUGGACGAGGCCAAGGGCAAGAACGACGGCACCGUGCAGGGCAAGCGCUACUUCACCUGCGAGGAGAACCGUGGGAUAUUUGUGAGACAAUCGCAGAUCCAGCUGGUUAACGACGGGGCCGACACAACGUCUCCGGAGACGCCUGAGCCCGGCACCGGCACCGGCACCGGCACCGGCACCGGCACCGGCAAGGUUCCCAAACGAGAGAUCCUGGGGACGCCCAAGUCCACGAAACUGCGAGGAGUGAAGCCCAAAAAGGUGCUGCAUGUUUCUGUGACCUCGACUCCUGCACCCCGGAAGACCACGGCCAGAAGGCCCAAGCAGCCCAGCCGACCUGCAGGGGGGAGGGGGGCUGCGUCCGGCUCGGCCUCGGCCUCUGCUGGGGAGAUGAGCAGCAGCGAGCCCAGCACGCCGGCCCAGACCCCUCUGGCUGCUCCGGUCAUCCCCACCCUCCACUCCCCAGGGAACCCUCCGGCCCCCGGCCCCAGCAAGGAGGAGGAGGCGCUGCGUGUUCAGGUGAAGGACCUGGAGGAGAAGCUGGAGACACUGAAGAUGAAGCGGACGGAGGACAAGGCCAAGCUAAAGGAGCUGGAGAAGCACAAGAUCCAGCUGGAGCAGCUGCAGGAGUGGAAGACGAAGAUGCAGGAGCAGCAGGCUGAGCUGCAGAAACAACUGAAGGAGGCCAAGAGGGAGGCAAAGGAAGCCCUGGAGGCCAAGGAGCAUUACAUGGAGGAGAUGUCGGACACAGCGGACGCCAUCGAGAUGGCCACGCUGGAUAAGGAGAUGGCCGAGGAGAGGGCGGAGUCUCUGCAGCUGGAGGUCGACUCCCACAAGGAGAAAGUGGACGAGCUCACCAUGGACCUGGAGAUCCUCAAGCACGAGAUCGAGGAGAAAGGUUCGGAUGGUGCUGCGUCCAGUUACCAUGUGAAGCAGCUGGAGGAGCAGAACGGGAGGCUGAAGGAAGCUCUGGUCAGGAUGCGUGACCUGUCGUCGUCGGAGAAGCAGGAACAUGUGAAGCUGCAGAAGCAGAUGGAGAAGAAGAACGUGGAGCUGGACACUCAGAGGAGCCAGAAGGAGAAGCUACAGGAGGAGAUGACAGUGGCAGAAAAGACCAUCGACGAGCUCAAAGAACAGGUGGAUGCAGCCUUGGGGGCGGAGGAGAUGGUGGAGAUGCUGACAGAGAGGAACCUGGACCUGGAGGAGAAAGUCAGGGAGACGAGAGAGACGGUCACUGACCUGGCGAUCGAGAUGGAGCUGAGGAAGAUGGAGGUGGGUCAGGCCAACAGACAGGUUUCUCUUCUGACCUCCUUCAUGCCCGAGUCCUUCCUUCGUCACGGCGGAGACCACGAUUGCAUCCUGGUGCUGCUGCUCAUGCCCAGACUCAUCUGCAAGGCCGAGCUGAUCAGCAAACAGGCCCAGGAGAAGUUUGACCUGAACGAGAACUGUGUGGAUCGAGCCGGGCUGAAGGGAGCCGUCGGGGAGCAGCUGAGCUUCGCCGGCGGUUUGGUCUACUCGCUGAGUCUGCUGCAGGCCACGCUGCACAAAUACGAGCAGGCUCUGGAUCAGUGCAGUGUGGAUGUCUAUAAGAAGAUCGGCUCUCUGUACCCGGAGAUGAGCGUCCACGAGCGUUCUCUGGAUUUCCUCAUCGACCUGCUGCACAAAGACCAGCUGGACGAGACGGUCAACGUGGAGCCGCUCACCAAGGCCAUUAAAUACUAUCAGCACCUGUACAGCAUCCACCUGUCCGAUCAGAACGAGGACUGCACCAUGCAGCUGGCUGAUCACAUCAGAUUUACCCAGAGUGCCUUGGACUGCAUGGCGGUGGAGGUUGGUCGUCUGCGGGCGUUCCUGCAUGCGGGUCAGGAGAAGGCCGACCUCGCCGUGCUGCUGAAGGACCUGGAGACGUCCUGCAGCGACAUCCGACAGUUCUGCAAGAAGAUCCGGCGCAGGAUGCCGGGAACCGACGCGCCGGGCAUCCCGGCAGCUCUCGCCUUUGGACUGCAGGUGUGCGACACCCUCUCAGACUGCAGGAAACACCUGACCUGGGUGGUGGCGGUGUUGCAGGAAGUGGCGGCAGCUGGAGCUCAGAUGAUGUCGCCUCUUGGUGAACAGGAGGGGCUGUCAGCCGUCAAACUGGAGGAUGUGGCGUUCAAGGCAGGAGAGCAGAUUUAUGGAUCCCAGGGUGCCAACCCCUACGAGUGUCUGCGGCAGUCCUGUGGCAUGGUCAUAGCAACCAUGAACAAGAUGGCCACCGCCAUGCAGGAGGGAGAGUACGACUCAGAGAGGCCUCAGAACAAGAACCCUCCACCUGUGGACCUGCGAGCGGCAGCUCUUCGAGCUGAAAUCACCGACGCCGAAGGUCUCGGCAUGAAGCUGGAGGACAGAGAGACGGUCAUCAAAGAGCUGAAGAAGUCCCUCAAGAUCAAGGGGGAGGAGCUGAGCGAGGCGAGUGUCCGUCUCAGUCUGCUGGAGAAGAAGCUGGACAGCUCGUCCAAAGACGCAGACGAACGCGUCGAGAAGAUUCAGACUCGACUGGACGAGGCCCAGACUCUGCUGAAGAAGAAAGAAAAAGAGUUUGAGGAGACGAUGGACGCUCUGCAGGCCGACAUCGACCAGCUGGAGUCGGAGAAGGCCGAGCUGAAGCAGCGAAUCAACAGCCAAUCGAAGAUGACCGUCGACGGGCUCAGAGGAACCGGCCCGUCAGGAAUCGCUUCCAUCGUCACGGGAGUGGCAGGAGAGGAUCAGAAAGCAGCCAACGUGAUGCCCGGUGCCGGGUCGGGUGUCCAGGUGAUCGACUCUCCUCUGCUGACUCAGCAGAUUGAUGCUCAGAGACUCUGCAUCAAACACCUGAAGAACGACAACAACAGACUGAAGGCUGAGAAGAUGCGCGCUCAGCUCGCCUCUCUUCCUCCUCUUCAUGUCACCAAACUUCCUCCCAGAGACGGCGGUCGUCCUGCAGUGCUCUCCAGCGCCCUCUACCGCAAGACUGACCAGCUGCUGGACACGCUGCUGCAGAUGAGUGCCAACGUCAAAGUGGUGGACAUCACCGGGAAGUCUCCUGUGACUCCUGGUGCUCAGCUGCUGGAGCAGACGGCUAGACUACAGUCCCUCAGCGACACUCUGGGCCGCCUGAAGGACGAAGUAGCUGAGCACGUCGUCCACCAGCAGCCUGGAGCUCGAGCGUCGUCUGAUUUUGCGACGUUCCCUUCAACCUUGUUUGUAAAGGCGAAGGAGGAGAAGCAGGGCGACACGGUGCUGGUGGGUCGGGUCAUGGUGCCGUGUAACCGCGGCCAGGAGCAGGUCCAUCGCCUCGUCCUGUCACAGUCUCAGCUGCAGAGAGUUCACAGUCUGCUGCAGACCUAAACGUCACCUGAGAUCCUGCCUGCUGCACCAACACAACACCACCACAACCACCA
Anarrhichthys ocellatus (wolf-eel) is the source of this 4809-nucleotide messenger RNA. Its product is annotated as dynactin subunit 1-like. The coding region runs from base 1211 to 4756 and encodes 1181 amino acids. The record is from RefSeq and is a predicted model, not a curated record. Gene Ontology annotation, cellular component: axon; kinetochore; microtubule associated complex. The transcript is spliced from 28 exons. Gene Ontology annotation, biological process: nuclear migration; establishment of mitotic spindle orientation. NCBI's taxonomy places the organism in Eukaryota, Metazoa, Chordata, Actinopteri, Perciformes, Anarhichadidae.